GAGCUUUGGGUGGAGGUCAAAGCCAACGGCCUGGAGGCCGACAUCCAGACUUACAACGCUGCCCUUGGCGCCUGCGAGAAAUCGUCCGCAUGGCAGGAGGCCCUGUCUGUGUUGGCGGAGGCACGCCGGGCAAAGCUGCAGCCAACUGGGGCGACGUAUUGCACAUGUCUCGGGGUGUGUGGUAAGGCUUCUCAGUGGCAACUCGCCUUUGCCCUCCUGGGGGAGGCGGAGUGUGCCCAGAACAGCAAGGAGGGGGAUGUGCGGACCUCGAAUGCCGCCUUGAGCGCCUGUGAUCGGGCAUCCGAGUGGGCGCAGGGCCUCAGCCUCUUCAAAGAGGUUCGUCGGAAGCAGGUGCAGCCCAGUGUUGUCACCUUCAGCACCUUGAUCAGCGCCUGUGGCCGGGGCAGUGAAUGGCAGCUUGCUCUGUGCCUGCUCGACGAGGCAUUGAACAGCAAGCUGCAGAUCAACACCAUCACCAUGAAUUCAGCUAUCAGUGCAUGUGAGAAGGCUGCCCAGUGGCAGUGGGCCCUGCUUCUCUUAGGCACCCUGGAAGCAUGGCAGCUUGAAGCCACGGUCGUUUCGUGGAGCGCCGCUGUCAGCGCCUGCGAGAAAGCAGGGCAGUGGCAGGCUUCUCUGAGUUUGCUGCGAGAAGCAAGAUCCAGCCAUGUGUACCCGAAUGCAAUCACCUACAAUGCGGCCAUCAGCGCCUGUGCCGCGGCUGGUCUGUGGCAGAGGUCCUUGAUGCUGCUGGAAGAGAUCACAGAUCGUCUGCUGCAGCCCACAGAAGUCACAUACGCUGCAGUGAUCAGCGCCUGUGAGGUAGCUGCUGAAUGGCAUCUGGCACUAAGCCUCUUGCAGAAGCUGACCGUGCAGCAUCUUCGCCUGAGCACUGUGGCUUUCAAUGCAGCUAUCAGCACAUGCACUCGCGCCGCUGAAUGGCAACAAGCCUUGCAACUGCUGGUUCUCAUGGAAGUCAGGCAGCUGUGCCCGGACGUGACUAGCUACAACGCUGCCAUCAGCGCCUGUGAGAGGGUCCUGGAUUGGACGCGAGCUUUGGCUCUGCUAG
Molecule: messenger RNA, 1066 nt
Organism: Symbiodinium necroappetens
Lineage: Eukaryota; Dinophyceae; Suessiales; Symbiodiniaceae
Source: the annotation of a GenBank genome assembly